AUGCCUAAUACUCGUUUCGUCGAGGAACCACCUCAGGUCAUCAACGAGGCCGACCUCAAAGCCGCCAACGAGAAGCUCGAAUCCCGCGACGAGCCCGCGGUGGACGCUGAUGUAAGCAACAGCGAGCAAGCCUCCUCAAAAGAACUCGGGCACGGCACCGAUCACUCGGGGCACGACGCCAACGGAAUUGCCGGUAAUGGCAACGGGGCCAAGCUCGAGAAGCUGGGCACCUACGACAAGUACGAGAUCACCGAGGACGACUGCUACAACGAGCUGGGAUUCAGCUUCCCCAAGUGGAAGAAGUGGUAUAUCCUCACCGUCAUCUUCUGGGUCCAGGUGUCAAUGAACUUCAACACCUCGCUCUACUCCAACGCCAUCCCCGGCAUCUCGGAGGAGUUCCACGUCAGCGCCCAGGCCGGCCGCUGCGGCGCCAUGAUCUUCCUGGUCCUCUACGCCUUCGGCUGCGAGCUGUGGGCCCCUUGGUCCGAGGAGUUCGGCCGCUGGCCGGUGCUCCAGCUCUCGCUGGCCCUCGUCAACGUCUGGCAGCUACCCGUCGCCCUGGCCCCCAACUUCGCCACCAUCAUGGUCGGCCGCGCUCUGGGCGGUCUUUCGUCCGCCGGCGGUUCCGUCACCCUUGGUAUGAUAGCUGACUUGUUCGAGUCCGAUGAUCAGCAGUACGCCGUCGCCUACGUCGUCUUCUCCUCGGUUGGCGGGUCCGUACUCGGCCCCAUCGUUGGCGGAUUCACCGAGGCUCAUUUGAACUGGAGAUGGUCCAUCUGGGUCCAGCUCAUCUUCGGAGUCGCGGUCCAGGCCCUCCACUUCUUCACCGUCCCCGAGACGCGUACCACAAUCAUGAUGAACCGUAUCGCCAAGCGCCGCAGAAAGGAGGGCAACCCCAACAUCUGGGGCCCCGACGAACUCGUCCCCUUCAAGGAUCGCUUCUCCGUCAAGGAGAUCCUGUCCACUUGGGUGCGCCCCUUCAAGAUGUUCCUCACCGAGCCCAUCGUGCUCGUGCUGUCGCUGCUCUCUGGCUUCUCUGAUGCCCUCAUCUUCAUGUUCAUCCAAUCCUUCGUCCUCGUCUACCAGCAGUGGAACUUUGACACCGUUCAGGUCGGCCUCGCCUUCAUCCCCAUCGGCAUUGGCUACGUCCUCGCCUGGCUUCUCUUCAUCCCCGCCAUCAGGCGUAACAUCAAGGAGCGCGAGGCCAAGCCGAACGACGACAGGGCCCAGUACGAGUCUCGUCUCUGGAUCCUCCUCUACACGGCGCCCUGCCUGCCGAUCGGUCUGAUCGGUUUCGCCUGGACCAUCCAGGGCCCGCCCAUCCACUGGAUCGGCUCCAUGGUCUUUGCCGCCAUCGUCGGCAUCGCCAACUACGCCAUCUACAUGGCUACAAUCGACUACAUGCUGUGUGCAUACGGCCCUUACUCUGCUUCGGCGACUGGCGGCAACGGCUGGGCGCGCGACUUUCUCGCAGGCGUCCUCACCGUGCCCGCCACGCCCUUCUUCACCAACAUCGGCGCCGCCAGCGGCAAGAACCUGGAGUACGCCUGCACGAUCCUGUUCUGCAUCUCCUUCGUUCUCGUCGUUGCCGUUUACGUCAUCUAUUGGAAGGGCCCCGCCCUGCGCGCUCGCUCGCCGUUCGCGCAGAAGCUUGCGGGCGCGAGAGACGACGUUGGAGGUCGCAACGUGAGCUACGCCCCCGGAGAGGGACCGGCCAGUGCUGCUUCCGGCACUGACCAGCCCGAUCGCCCCGGUUACCAGCGUUCGUACAGCCAGCAAAGCCGCUUCUUCGGCGAGAACCGCGUCACGCCUCGCGGUACCCCCAGAGGCACUCCGUCUGCGAGCAGGGCCAACAGUUUCGUCGGCACGAGGCGCACGGCGGCCAAGUAA
This is a messenger RNA of Colletotrichum navitas, 1890 nucleotides long. RefSeq names its product major facilitator superfamily transporter. Gene Ontology annotation, molecular function: transmembrane transporter activity. The transcript has 3 exons. Gene Ontology annotation, cellular component: plasma membrane. Lineage: Eukaryota; Fungi; Ascomycota; Sordariomycetes; Glomerellales; Glomerellaceae. Gene Ontology annotation, biological process: transmembrane transport. The record is from RefSeq and is a predicted model, not a curated record. Bases 1 to 1890 code for a protein of 629 amino acids.